Molecule: messenger RNA, 415 nt
Organism: Lactuca saligna
Lineage: Eukaryota; Viridiplantae; Streptophyta; Magnoliopsida; Asterales; Asteraceae
Source: the annotation of a GenBank genome assembly
ACCUUUCACUACCUAUCAAAUGGCUUUCGUUAGUUGUAGGUUUCUAGUUCUCUUCCUCAUUCUCAUGGCUUCUUUUGUCUCCCUUUGUCAUUGCACAUCAAAUAUUCUUGGCAGAAAGGUGGCAUCGAAAUCAAAUAUUACAAGAGAAAAGAUUGUCGUUGAUUUUUGCUUUAAAUUUCAUUGUAAUUUUCCCACGGGAUGGGAAAAAUGUUACUGUUGUACUAUAUUGAAAUCUGAACCUUGUUGGGUAGACCGUAAUAUAAAUGGAAAAUCACAGCGGAGGACUGCAUCCUUAGCAAGAGGAUUGGAAGGAAACGAAGGGAUUCUGAAAAUCUCGAAGGAAAAAAAAGCCAUAAUGGAAAAUCGAGGAGUGGAGGAUCUUAUUGGAGGAUUGGUAGUGUUGGAUUGGGUUUAG